AAACUAAAGCAGCAUUGUUCAUGUUUAUGAGUCAUAUAUGGCUAAUUGCGCUGUGAUUAACUCGUCAGAUGGCAAAGAACAGCUAAAAUAGAAAACAGAAUCUUGACUUCGCCCUCCACCUCUCCGCUCUAAAACUGUACCCCACCCCCUUCCCGGGAAAUAGUGUCAGUAGGUAGGCUUCGACUGAAACCACAGACAGCAUUGCAUCUUUGUAUGAAGCGCACAUUGCGCAGAAGAGGAAACCUAUGGGAAAACACAGCAGCUCUUUCCUGAUAUCGCCCUCCCUAGAUAUAACAUAUUUCCUGCAAGAAGACUAACGCCUGGGGAAAGGACUCUUAAGCGACUUGAUGGAGAGAGGAACUGUGGAAUCAACCGGACAGUAAUUUUUUUUUUUUUACCAAAGUCUAUUACGUUCUUCAGGGUGGUUUAACUGUAUGCAGAUCCUAUCUCAUGCGGACUAGACAAAGCAGCAGGAGGAGGUUUGUGAACUGAGUCCUGUCCGACACCAACGGUUUCAAUCUUACACAUGUACGGACCUUUUAAAGAGCAUUGUAUGUGCUCCUUCAACAAAUUUCAGUUAUUGUCUAAUUAUUACGCAGAAGUUACAUUGGAUAUAUGGAGUGCUGAAACAUCUGCAACUUUCAACUCGAGGUCUGGACUUCUCGGUGAAUCUCUAAUGCCUACCUGCGUCGUUCUGAGCUGGAUGAGAAUUGAGCAUCGCACCAAAGAAUAUACAGAAGCCAAUUGAUCACAAACUAUAGCCUCCUAAAUUACGACUGGCUUGUCACUAACUUGCACCUGUUUUUUUACAGCGUUAACUACCUAUUAGUCACAAAAUCCGUUCCGUGGUAAUUUUGUCAUGUGUCGGUAAGGCUAUACUUUUUGGCAAUAUAUAGCUAGGGAUAGGCUAUACCAUUUUUCGGAUCCUUUCGACUUGAAAUCAAUUGCGCAUAACAGUGAAACAAUUGCAGCAGCCACAAUUAACACUCUGUAGCCCAAUUUAGUGGACUGCAGAUAUUAAUCUUCGAGAUUAAUCCUUUCUUCCGUUGUCCUCAUAGUAUGUCUGCACUUAGAAAGAAAUUUGGUGACGAUUACCAGGUAGUGACCACCUCAUCGAGCGGCUCUGGCUUUAACCAGCCAGCUCCAGAGAAGAAAAGGAAGAGGCAGCGCUUUGUGGACAAGAAUGGGCGAUGUAACGUCCAGCAUGGAAACCUCGGUGGAGAAACCAGCAGAUAUCUCUCAGACCUCUUCACCACCCUUGUAGAUCUGAAAUGGCGUUACAAUUUGUUUAUUUUUAUCCUUACUUACACUGUGGCUUGGCUGUUCAUGGCCUCAAUGUGGUGGCUUAUUGCCUAUAUAAGAGGAGACCUCCACAGAGCUCACGAUGACAAAUACUCGCCAUGUGUCGCCAAUGUUUAUAACUUUCCAUCUGCGUUCCUUUUCUUCAUUGAGACCGAAGCCACUAUAGGCUAUGGCUAUAGGUACAUUACAGACAAAUGUCCCGAGGGGAUCAUACUCUUUCUGUUUCAGUCAAUUCUUGGAUCAAUAGUCGAUGCAUUUUUAAUCGGUUGUAUGUUCAUUAAGAUGUCUCAGCCCAAGAAAAGAGCUGAGACACUGAUGUUCAGUGAACACGCGGCCAUCUCUAUGAGGGAUGGAAAACUCACUCUGAUGUUCAGAGUCGGUAACCUGCGCAACAGCCACAUGGUCUCAGCACAGAUACGCUGCAAAUUGCUCAAAUCUCGGCAGACGCCCGAAGGCGAGUUUCUUCCGCUGGAUCAGUUAGAGUUAGAUGUGGGCUUCAGCACCGGGGCGGAUCAGCUCUUUCUCGUGUCACCGCUCACCAUCUGUCACGUGAUCGACACUAAAAGUCCAUUCUACGAACUCUCCCAGAGGUCAAUGCAAACGGAGCAGUUUGAAAUUGUUGUAAUCUUGGAAGGCAUCGUGGAAACUACAGGCAUGACUUGCCAAGCGCGGACGUCGUACACGGAGGACGAGGUCCUGUGGGGCCACCGCUUCUACCCCGUCAUCUCCCUGGAGGAGGGCUUCUUCAAGGUGGACUACUCCCAGUUCCACGCCACCUUUGAGGUGAACACACCGCCCUACAGUGUGAAGGAGCAGGACGAGGCGCUGCUCAUGUCCUCUCCGCUCAUGGCGCCCUCGCUGUGCAACAGCGGAGAGCGCAACAGCCUGGACUGCCUGGAGCUCCUGGAGGACACGGAGAGCGCCACCAAGCUGCCGGCUAAGCUGCAGAAGAUGACGGGCCGCGAGGGGCUGCCCAGGAAGCUGCUGCGCAUGAGCAGCACCACGUCGGAGAUGACUUAUAGCCUGGGCGACCUGCCCAUGAAGCUGCAGCGCAUCAGCUCCGUGCCCGGGGUCGCCGAUGCCGACAAGCACAUGGGCUCGGCCAAGACGGCCAGGAUGGGCGCCGACCCCAUGAGCCAGUCGGUGGCGGACUUGCCGCCCAAGCUGCAGCGACUGGCCGGCGGCAGCGGCGGCCGCAUGGACGGCCACUUGCCGCCGAAACUGAGGAAGAUGAACUCGGACCGCUUCACGUGAAGACGGGACCUAAAGGGGUAGAUGCACUCCUCUGAAACCUCAUUCCACUGGAACACUUCUAAAAUAUUAUCCAGGACAAUGUUCUUAUUUCACAAAGUGAUGCACAGUCUACAUGCACACACAACAUAAACCUUAUCUGUAGUAGGGUAAUUUACUAAAGCACCAUGUUGUUUCUGGAUGCAUUGUAUGUAUCUAUGCGGUGAACAAUUUCCUCUUGAUUACUUCAGGUUCCAUGUAAUUAGCACAAUCUGGCAUGUAUCAAACACUAAGUGCAUGUUGUUUAAUAUUUCUCUUAUUUAUUUCUGGCAUGCCUCUUUUGUAUAUAUUAGUUCACAGAGAUUAUUGAGGUAGUCGACGAACUUGCCAAGACACUGGGGAUCAGAGUAUACACAAACUGUUGUGUUUGCAGCAGAAGAAAAACAGUCCACGAAUAACACAUUUUCAUUCCGUGAUUUUAUUGUUUAUGCAUGUUCUAAAUUGUCCUAGCUAGACAGAGGUAAUAUGUACAGAUGUUUAGCCUUAAAUAUAUGACCUUGUUUAUGUUUAUAUGCUGGUUUCCACAGUUUCUUCAAGGCAGAUUGUUUGGUACUCCAUUUAUCAGUGAUAAACACAAAAAUAUUGUUCGAGGUUCAAAGACAGGACACAACUAUUCUUGUUACAAUUCAACUUGCAUUCUACGUCUAUUACACAGAACCUCAGUGCACAAUAUGAAACAAAUGCUGAGGAAUAUUACUCAUACUCAUACUGAACACACGCGCGGUUCGAAGAAAGGCCUCACCUCUUCGGCUUUAAUCAUUCCAGAGCAUGAGCUCUCCUUGCACCCGGGAUCAGAUCAAAUGCGUGAAAUGUCAUUGUUUGAUCGACAGUGUCGCCGCAGUUCCCUCCCUGUUAUUUAGCAUUCCACUAACCAUCUGCCACGCCAGAAAUAUCACAGGAAAUGAAACCUCUGAUAAGGAUUUGCCCAUCUUCCCAUCUUUGUUUAAAGAAAGCAAUAAUGGCAAAAAUAUUUAUUUAUGUAGACAUACUACAGCAGGGGAGGGGGGUCUGCCAUCACAACCACAGCUUACCAGUAAUUCUUCCUUCCUAUACUGAAGUAACUCUGUUGCAUUGACUCACAUACACAUACUAUCAAGUUCUCAUGUGUUGCCUUGUUAUGUGGACUUCCUAACAACCAUUGCCAUUUUCUUACCAUUUCCUUGGUGAGCCCCAUUAUGAAGCAGAUAGAUCUAAAAGGAAUGUUUAUACACCCCAUAUAAUAACAUUCAGUAAACAGGUCCCAUAUACACCCCAUAUAAUAACAUUCAGUAAACAGGUGAGGUCCAUACUCUUCUUUGUAUUUAUAUAACUUUCUGGAGGAUUGCUUGAGCAAACCAAUGAGAUGGAUCAGCAUAUUAGCGCCCCUGAGUGCGGUUAUCCUCUGAAGACUUCAAGAGGGGCCUAAAUCCCGUUAAUGCACCUUGGAUGAGUGCUUCCCUCCCCAGAGCCAAUUUCUCUUUAUCACCAAGGAGAUCUUUGCACCCAGUGCCACUCGCCAUUAUCAUCUGCCUGGAGAAGGCUGCUGCUGCUGCUGCUGCUGCUGCUGCUGCUGUUUCUUGCUCGUUUGGAGGCCUGCAUCUAUCAGAGCCCACAGCAGUAAAUCCUCCAAACGCCACGGCUGUCAUAUGACCAGUGUUUUUUUUUUCCACCCGCUACCCUUUCUUUCGUUCUCUUUUUUUUUGGUUCCAAUGUUUCAAAUGGAUAAAUAAAAAAGCCAUAAAUAUUUGUUUGCCAGGAGACAGAACUAUUUAACAUCCAUAAAACAACCCACAGCAGUCCUAGAUUUUGUAGUCUGUGUAUUUUUCUGGUGAGUGGCUUCAAGGCAAGUUCCACAGCUGGCCUGUGGUGGGUUGUGGUGUGUAAAACAAAAAAAGCACAAGGUUUGACAAUGUAGUUGUUCUACUAGACACGUCAGUAAACUAACCCUUUAUAUCUUCUGUAGGCAUGAAUGUCAACUUUAUACAAGGAUAGCAUACCUAACUGACUGUCUGAUGUACACUGCAUAAGUACUUAUAUACUGUCCCAUUAUACAUCCGUUGAUGAACUCCCCAGAGCAACUUUAGGUUUUCUGCGUAUUACGUAACCUGUGACCUGCUGCUGUAGCUGAAGUCUAUAUAAGGUUGUCUACCCAGUGCCCAGAGAGGCAGUGUCAUUUUACUGAUGACUUGUAAAUGUACUAUUUCAAAUAAACACCUCUAUUCUCUAGUC
Molecule: messenger RNA, 4800 nt
Organism: Clupea harengus (Atlantic herring)
Lineage: Eukaryota; Metazoa; Chordata; Actinopteri; Clupeiformes; Clupeidae
Gene: kcnj3a
Product: potassium inwardly rectifying channel subfamily J member 3a
Biological process (GO): regulation of monoatomic ion transmembrane transport; potassium ion import across plasma membrane
Cellular component (GO): plasma membrane
Molecular function (GO): G-protein activated inward rectifier potassium channel activity
Source: RefSeq, a predicted model, not a curated record